ACCAGAAGAAGGAGAAGAAGAAGAAGCAGCAUCGCCGUCUUUAACCCUAAACAUCCACAGUUUUUCCUCCAGAGAGACUCCGGGAGAAACAUGGAGAGGAAAAGGUGGGAGUGCUCGGCUCUCCCAAAUGGUUGGAAAAGGGAAGAAGUGACCAGAAAGUCGGGCUUGUCCGCGGGGAAAAGCGAUGUCUAUUAUUUUAGUCCAACAGGGAAGAAGUUUCGGAGUAAACCACAGCUGGUCCGAUAUCUGGGAAACUCCAUGGACCUCAGCUCCUUUGAUUUCCGCACGGGGAAGAUGCUGAUGAGCAAACUGAACAAGAACCGGCAGCAGAUGCGCUAUGAUCACAGUCAGAACAAGGGUAAACCGGAUCUGAACACGUCACUGCCGGUCCGACAGACAGCAUCCAUCUUCAAACAGCCCGUCACUAAGGUCACAAAUCACCCUAGCAACAAGGUUAAGACGGACCCUCAGAAAGCUGUCGAGCAGCCCAGACAGCUGUUCUGGGAGAAGAAGCUGAGCGGACUCAACACGUAUGAUAUCGCAGAGGAGCUGGUGAAGACCAUGGAUCUUCCUAAAGGACUGCAAGGUGUGGGUCCGGGUUACACAGAUACGACGCUGCUCUCGGCUCUAGCGAGCGCUCUGCACACCAGCUCGGCUCCCAUCACCGGUCAGCUGUCGUCCGCGGUGGAGAAGAACCCCGGGGUCUGGCUCAACACCACACAGCCUCUGUGCAAAGCCUUCAUGGUGACGGACGAAGACAUCAGGAAGCAGGAGGAUCUGGUGUACAGCGUGAGGAAGAGGCUGGAGGAAGCGCUCAUGGCAGACAUGCUCGCACACAUCGAGGAAGCUGCCAUCGAGGCCAAAUCUCUGAAGGAAGAGUCCAACGACGAGGAAAUGGAGUCUGUAUAGCUGAAAGCGUCCGGACGACAGUAUUUCCUCCCGAACCCAAAGACGCACUCAGACUCGAGCUGAUUCUUUCUUCUCCAACUCAACUGUGAACAUUUGUUUGACCCAGAACAUUUCAAACAGUUUUAUUUUUCUAUCUUGAACUCGUUUGAACUGGAUUUGCUCUAUUUUUGUACUGUAUGAGCUUAAAGUGUGGGCUUGUGCUCCGUCAGGUUUGGGUUUCUGGCUUUAUUCAGACAUCGUAAGCUAGUUUCAAAUCAUGAUUUCCACACAAAUUAGUUUUUUUUUGUUUUGUUUUUUUCAUACAAUCAAAAUGGCAUGUUUUUAUGACUGAUUCUGGAAAUAAUGUGCUAGUAGUACAUACUGGUUACAAAUACGGUGCUCAAUUCUUUCUUGUACUUCUAUAUUUUAGCUUUCGUUACAGUAGACAUGACAUAAGCUCUUACGUUGGUGCUUCGGUUUUUUGUAUUCAUGAAUUUGUCAAUGCAUAGCUGAUAUCAUUGAAUAUGUUUUAGUUGCACCAGAUUGGAUCAAGCUGUGUGUAUUUGUCAUCAUUCACUGAUGCAGCGUGGUUUAUUGUUAUGGACUGAAUGGGUACAGUACAGAGAUCUACACGAUGCAUCAGUGUUUGCUCUUGUUUUUCACUUACACUAACACUUCACACACCCCUGAUCGAAUUUAAUAGAGGAUUGACUCAUACCCUGAUGUUUUGUUCUUCACAAAUGAUUGCAUUGUACACUCAUAUUUGAAAUAUGCAGGAGAGGUGUUUUUUAUUUUUUUCUGUACGGUGCCCUUUAUCUGGAAAAAAUGUUUUUUUGGAAAUAUGAACCUUGUAGCUAAAGGACACGUCAUUUUGUAAACUUGGGAAAUAAAAAUCAACACAUUUUGGCA
Carassius gibelio (silver crucian carp) is the source of this 1797-nucleotide messenger RNA. RefSeq names its product methyl-CpG-binding domain protein 3. NCBI's taxonomy places the organism in Eukaryota, Metazoa, Chordata, Actinopteri, Cypriniformes, Cyprinidae. The coding region runs from base 91 to 909 and encodes 272 amino acids. The record is from RefSeq and is a predicted model, not a curated record. The transcript is spliced from 7 exons. Gene Ontology annotation, molecular function: DNA binding.